Saccostrea echinata is the source of this 3471-nucleotide messenger RNA. Its product is annotated as NACHT and WD repeat domain-containing protein 2-like. The record is from RefSeq and is a predicted model, not a curated record. Bases 1 to 3471 code for a protein of 1156 amino acids. Gene Ontology annotation, molecular function: protein binding. NCBI's taxonomy places the organism in Eukaryota, Metazoa, Mollusca, Bivalvia, Ostreida, Ostreidae. The transcript is spliced from 19 exons.
AUGUUGAAAACAUUUAGGCCAAACAAGACUUAUUUUUAUUAUAUUCCCCGUAACAGUUUUAAAAUUCUUAGCUAUAGAAAACAAUGGUACAAGAAAGACGACAACGCUUUACCUUCUCUCUGCGUCCUCCAAACGAUUAGUAAACUACUUCCGGACUACUUGUCACAUGAUCCAGAGAAAAAGAAAGCCGCGAAAAACGUAUGGUGGAAUGAAAGCGAGGCUCUUCAGAAGAUCCUAAUAGAUAUAUCUCAAAAAGAGCUAGGAGAACAGGAAGCCAUGAAAUAUAUCAUAUCAAUAACACAUCUAGAGGUCCUGAAAGGUGUUCUAGAGUGCAGCAACACGAACAACCAGUGUCUUUGGUUCAAACGCACUAUAAAGAACAUAGAAAAUGUGGAGCCUAGUUGGCAACUGUCCAGAUAUAUCGAAUGCUUGGGUCAGGAAAAGAAAUGGCAGAAUUCUCGUAGACUUUUAAACAACCUUAAACAAAAGAUGAUGGAUUCACUGCCUUCAGACAACAUUCAUGAAUACAUCAUCCCAUGGACAGAGAAAGGUGUAGACCCUUCUCUACCUGAACAUAUGCAAUACCUGCAACAAAUAAAUGAAGAUUUUGAACGUCACAUGAUGACGAUGAUUGAUAAAGCUAUUGUGGAACGCGAACAAGAGAGCAAACGAGAGCCGUUGCUAGAAGAAUGUCUUCAGCACCUUGAAUUCUGUCGCAAGAAAUCGCAAGCUUUUGGGCGUGUUGAAGACUUGCAGAAAAUUAAAAGCUACUUACAAGGACCUAGUAAAUGUCCAUUUAUUGUUCAUGCAACCUCUGGAUCUGGGAAGACAACACUCAUGGCUAUGGCAGCUUCACGAACGAAAUCUUGGCUAUCAGAGAAGGUGUCGGUAAUCAUGAGGUUUGUUGGAACCACAUAUGAAAGCACGGACAUCAUUCCAUUUCUACAAAUCUUAGCACAACAAAUUAAAGAAGCAAAGGGACAAUACGCUUACAAGGCAGAGGGUGACAUUAAGCACAUACUGUCUGAUUUUCAAACAAGUCUCCAGGGCGUCUCUCCAGACAAACCGAUCGUAUUGUAUAUUGACGCAUUAGACCAGUUCAAUGCGUCAAAUGGUGCAAGGGAGUUGUUUUGGCUGCCGAAAAUUCUUCCGGACAACGUCAAACUAGUUGUAUCCACUCUAGAAGACCCAAAAUAUGAGUGUUUCCGAAAGUUGAAGGUUAUCGUAAAGGAGGACACCAACAUUUUACAACUCAGGCCCUUCACUAAAGAUGAUGUCCAUCAAAUAAUCAACGGCUGGUUAGAAAAUGACAACAGAACAUUAACAUCCGAUCAGCGGCUUGUCUUGGUUUCAGCUUUUAAUGAAUGUCCUCUAGCAUUGUUCCUGAAACUCUCAUACGACACAGCUAGUACCUGGGCAUCAUACUACUCGGUUGAUCAAACCAGCUUGGAGAAAACUGUUCGUGCAAGUAUCAAUAAACUGUUCCAGAGAUUGGAGGUUCUGCACGGAAAGUUAUUGACUUCCAAGGCUUUUGGGUAUCUAACUGCUGCCAAGAUUGGACUCUCGGAAGCAGAAUUGGAAGACAUUUUGUCAUGUGAUGAUGACGUAUUAAAUGACGUGUAUAUGUACUGGACACCCCCUGUCCGUCGUUUACCUCCAUUGCUUCUGGUCAGACUAAAGGCUUCUUUGGAAGACAAACAUUAUCUAGUUGAGAGAGGGGUCGACGGUUUACUAGUGAUGUAUUGGUACCACAGACAGUUCUCUGAGGCUGCAUAUGACCGUUACUGUGGUGAUACAGACAUCCGCCAAAACAUUCAUGCCGGGUUGGCAGACUUUUUCAGUGGAACUUGGGCUCAAGGUAAAAAGAAGCCUUACACAGACCGCCAGGGUAUUUCUGAUUCAGCAGAUAGACAGGUUGCAGAGCAGCCAUUUCAAAAUGGCGACCGCUAUAACACUCGAAAACUGAAGAACCUGGCAUACCAUAGAAUUAUGUCUGGAGAUUUGCACAAAACCAAACAAGAGUGCCUUUGUAACUUUUAUUUCUUGUUACAUAGGCUUAAGGGGACUUCUAUUAGGCAGCUUUUAGAGGACUUUGAAAUUGCUGUUGACGUUUUUCCGUCCGACAAAGCAAUAAACCAAAUACUCUACACACUGAGACUCUCUGAAAGUGCCCUGCUGCAAGAUGGCGAUUCCUUGGUGUCUCAAAUAUUGGGGCGUCUUCCGUGUAUUGAGGAAACGGAAGAGUUUCUUCAGCAAUGUAAAGACUCGGGUGUAACGUAUAUUAAAACCAAUAGGCAUGUUCUGAGGCGGCCAGGAGGACAGCUUAAGUACGCUCUUCAUGGUGACGAUCAAGAUGUUUUGCAUCUAGACAUGACACAGGAUGGCAAAACAGUAGUCACAAGUGCUACCAGUAAUAUCGUCAAGCUCUGGGAUGUCCUCAAAGGGAAACUCAUACGAAAUAUAGAGGACCUGGACAAUUUGGUCAGAAAUGUCAAUUUUAUUAACAACGACACCGGUAUUCUGGUCAGAACAUCAAAGAAACUGAUCACUCUGACCAUUUUCGGCGAUAUUCUGUAUGCCAUUCCUAUAGAACAACUUUAUUCAUUGUACGCCAUUGGAGGGGUUGGGAAGACAAUUUUGUGUUUGUACAGAGAUGACUGUCUUCAGUUUUAUGAUCUAUGUAAUGGUAGUUUGACACAUUCUACGACAACACAAGGAACCAUUCUUACCGACCCAAAUGGAUACAACAAUAACGAUUUUAAGUACAGUUUUAGGCUUGCAGUCAACUACGGGACGGACAUAUUCAUUGCUUUAAUUGACAAUAGUAGAAAACUGUUCACUCUGGUGGAUUUAGAGUCUAAAACAGCAUCGAAGUUUUCUCGCGUAUUUCAAGACAACGAAGAAGAAGAGUCUUCAGAAAUAGAUGCCAUUGCCAUCACAAGGGAUAACAAAUACGUUAUUGUUGCUUCAAUGGCACAAACUGAUCUUAUUCUCUAUGACACAAAGACGUUAGAAAAAGUACGAGUCAUCCCAGGGAACAAAAAUCUUAUUUAUGAGAAGUUUAAGAUAUCCAAUGACGGGAAGUACCUUUAUUGUCCAUGUAAGCAAUUUGUGCUUAUUUACAACCUGGAAACAUGGGAAAGAACUGUAAUAUUCCGACAUUCAUUUGAAGUUAUAAAUGUUUGUUCUGUGGACAUGAAGACAUUUGUUACAAUAUGUGGUGACUAUGGUCUCUGGAUCUGGAAUAAGGAUGGUGAAGAAGAUAGGAACCAGAUGGACGGCUUUAUCGGAACAACUGUCAGUUAUUUGUCGCACAUACCAAAUAGCUACUACGUGGUUACUUUAACGAGUCACAGAAAUGACCAUUACAUACAGGUGCACGAUGUAGUGAAGAAAAUCAAAGUUCGACAAUCCAAAAUACACAAAGACCAGAAGGUUGGUGGACUAAAAACGGAAAGAUAUUGUAACUAG